GGGGGUGGGCGGGAACUGCAGUGGCGAAGGCGGCUGGGGGCCGUGAGAGCGGCGUGGGGCUGCCCCUCCCCGGAGGCGGCGGGGGCGGCCAGGGCCGCACCGCACCGCGCGGGCCGCCAUGGAGUUAGCCUGAGGCCGGACAGGAGUUGUGGAGGAAGUUUAGUGAAGAAAUGGAACGUGGAAUCUCCUUGCUAACUGUCACCACCUGCUCUCCUUGAUAAGCAAGCAAGAGAUUGGGCUGGGGGAAGAAAAAGAAGUCAACAUGAAGCUAAAGCAGCGAGUUGUGCUGUUAGCAAUACUCCUUGUCAUCUUUAUCUUCACCAAAGUUUUCCUGAUUGAUAACUUAGAUACAUCAGCUGCCAACCGGGAGGAUCAGAGGGCUUUUCACCGAAUGAUGACUGGCUUGCGAGUAGAGCUGGCACCCAAGCUGGACCACACCUUGCAGUCUCCCUGGGAGAUUGCAGCUCAGUGGGUGGUGCCCCGGGAAGUGUACCCUGAAGAGACCCCAGAACUGGGGGCGAUCAUGCAUGCCAUGGCCACCAAGAAAAUCAUUAAAGCUGAUGUGGGUUAUAAAGGGACACAGCUGAAAGCCUUACUGAUCCUUGAAGGAGGGCAGAAAGUUGUCUUUAAACCUAAGCGGUAUAGUCGUGACUAUGUGGUGGAAGGGGAGCCAUAUGCAGGUUACGACAGACACAAUGCAGAGGUAGCAGCCUUUCACUUGGACAGGGUUCUGGGUUUCCGCCGUGCUCCUUUGGUGGUUGGCAGAUUUGUUAAUCUGCGGACAGAGAUCAAGCCUGUUGCCACGGAGCAGCUGCUGAGCACCUUCCUAACUGUAGGAAACAAUACUUGUUUCUAUGGGAAGUGCUAUUACUGCCGAGAAACAGAGCCAGCAUGUGCCGACGGAGACACGAUGGAAGGAUCUGUCACACUUUGGCUUCCAGAUGUUUGGCCUCUUCAGAAACACCGACACCCGUGGGGCAGGACUUACCGAGAAGGCAAACUGGCCAGGUGGGAGUAUGAUGAGAGCUACUGUGAUGCUGUGAAAAAAACAUCUCCAUAUGACUCAGGCCCACGCCUCUUGGACAUCAUUGACACCUCUGUCUUUGAUUACCUGAUUGGCAAUGCUGACCGCCAUCACUAUGAGAGCUUUCAAGAUGAUGAAGGUGCUAGUAUGCUCAUCCUUCUCGAUAAUGCCAAAAGCUUUGGGAACCCUGCGUUGGAUGAGAGAAGCAUUCUUGCCCCUCUCUAUCAGUGUUGCAUCAUUCGGGUUUCCACUUGGAACAGACUGAACUACCUAAAGAAUGGAGUGCUAAAGUCUGCCUUAAAAUCUGCCAUGGCCCAUGACCCCAUCUCCCCUGUGCUCUCCGAUCCUCACCUGGACGCUGUGGACCAGCGACUGCUGAAUGUCCUGGCCACCGUGAAGCAGUGCACUGACCAGUUUGGGAUGGACACUGUGCUAGUGGAAGACAGGAUGCCUCUUUCCCACUUGUAAUUCUCAACACAGAAUAAGUGAAACUUAUUUUUACAAAGGUAGAGAAACAGCACAAUCAAUUCCAAAUGGUAUCAGAUGGCUUUGGAAGUUGCCAGCAGCAAAUUUGGGGAGUAGAGGGCAAGGUGGCCUUGGGUAUCUUUGGGAUUUUCUAGAAACUGAGGCAAAGACAUUUUUCAGAGUGAGAUAUUCCUGCAGAUCCACCUUCUGAUUUCCUCAGUAGUAGCCUAUUUCAGCAAUGGGUAUGAGCAUUGGUCAGAUUUAAUUCUCAUGCCAAAGGACAGAGAUGUGGCACUUGAAUAGGUGAAUGCUGCGAUUGCUUCCAGACUGUUUUGAGGUGAACUCUACAGUCUUUUCUCCACACUUGUGGAUUUUGUGGAAACGCUUUACAAUUUAUUGUCUUUUUUUGUAUUUGUUUUUGUUUUUUAACCAGCACUAUUCUAAUUGGAAAGCUUACUGCUACCUAGAAUGGUGGCAAAUAAAACUUUGCAUUC
Octodon degus (degu) is the source of this 1983-nucleotide messenger RNA. It is a transcript of the gene Fam20b, whose product is annotated as FAM20B, glycosaminoglycan xylosylkinase. Gene Ontology annotation, biological process: protein phosphorylation. Gene Ontology annotation, molecular function: phosphotransferase activity, alcohol group as acceptor. NCBI's taxonomy places the organism in Eukaryota, Metazoa, Chordata, Mammalia, Rodentia, Octodontidae. Bases 263 to 1492 code for a protein of 409 amino acids. The transcript has 8 exons. The record is from RefSeq and is a predicted model, not a curated record. Gene Ontology annotation, cellular component: Golgi apparatus.